Molecule: messenger RNA, 1918 nt
Organism: Lingula anatina
Lineage: Eukaryota; Metazoa; Brachiopoda; Lingulata; Lingulida; Lingulidae
Biological process (GO): transmembrane transport
Cellular component (GO): membrane
Molecular function (GO): transmembrane transporter activity
Source: RefSeq, a predicted model, not a curated record
UUCGUUUCAGAACACCCGGGUCGGUUUGUAUUACACGGGUCUAUCUCUGUGUGCUGUUGGCGCAGCCUGUGUUAAUUCUGUGAUUACUCCCUAUGGAGCGGACCAGAUUGACACGAAAUCUGCACAAAGAUCUUUCUUUCACUGGUCUUACUUCGUCAUUAACGUUGGUGCUUUAACGGCCAUAACAGGGAUAAAUUACAUAGAGAAUGUUGACGGUUACUGGUUGGGUUUCAUGUUUGCCCCGCUGUCUCUUACCAUAGCGCUAAUUGCCUUCCACCUCACCAAAAAAUGGUGCACGGAAAGAGACAAUCCAAGUUACUGGUUACUCGUGGCGGCACGACAGGUAUUAGAACGAUUCAAAAGCGGUAAAUGUAACAGUGGAAGCCAUGCUACGUUAUCAACACGGCGCAACUUUGCGGUGGAGGCGGAAGACAAGAAAAUGUUCACCAGAGUUGUUAUAAAUAUUGCAACAUUGUUAGGGUUUAGUGUUAUUAUGUCAUCGUUCCAGAGCACCUACCAAAUCCAAGGUCAGCGCUUAAAUGCAACGUUUAUCGGCACUGGGAAAAUAACAGCGUCUUCCAUAGGGUCAUUCGAUGUGUUGAUCAUUAUUAUAAUAAUUCCAAUUCUGGAUAUUCUUGUAUGGCCGUUCUUGAUGUCGAAGGGAAUUAAGAUAUCACACCUUUAUAGGAUCGGAUUUGGCACACUCUGUGGCAUACUGUCUGCAUUUGCGGCGAUCCUGGUGGAAGCCACCCGAAGUUCCUCCCAGCUCAGUAUUUUGGUUCAGACCCCGCAGUAUAUUCUAAUGGGUCUUGGAGAAGUGUUUGUGUAUAUUCCAGGUUAUGAAAUUGCGUAUAUAGAAUCUCCCAGUUUCACCAAGUCUACAUCCAUAAGCCUGGUUUUCAUAAAUAUGGGAAUCGGCUAUUACUUAUCCACGAUGAUUAUUAAUUUUGGAAAAGAAGAUUGGCUGGCGCCGCACAAAAACCCACAGCUAGUAUACUUAUUCGCCAUAUUGAUGAGUGUGGGGAUAGCGUUUUUUAUCCUAUACCUGAUUGUGACGUGUACUCGGAAAUAUUACCACGUAUUUCAUCAGGGAACUAACCUAUCCGGUUGUGUGAAUCCCGAUGAUAGUGUGUCGUCGAACCAUUGACUCCUUCAUCUUUGACUUUUUUUAAUGAACGUAUGUAUUGGAAUGACUCGUAACACACGAAGAAUGGGUGUCAUCCGAAAUGGGUGUCUCUCGACUUGGCGGAAAAUCAAACAAUGUUAUUGCCGGGUUUGGAGUGAGUGUGAUAGAAAAUAACGACAGGCCAGUGAGUGCAGAGUCGCAACGAAAAAAAGCUGACAUGUCCACGGAUAUUUUUUCCCUUUGAAGUAGAAAAUGCAUAUAAUUUAGGUAGAUAUUUCAGUUGGACGAUCUUCUCUAACGGCUGUCUAGGGUUCAAAAAACAACAAGUGUCUAUUCUGAUGGAGUAGAGGGUAUAGGUAAAUACGUGAAGGUUAAAUAAACGGUUUUGCUCCAAGUGAAUAUUGUGUACUCGUUGCGUUGGCUGUGACAGCUUAAGGCUGUAGUAACUGGGUUUCCUUGGAAGACAAUCUAAAUGAUAGGCUCUGUGUGGCCUCUGAUAAAUAUACCUGACUUCGAUGGUAUGGAGGGUUCCAAUGAAGCUUAUUCCAACGUUCGCUGGAGUUUUUUCUUGGCUAUAUAGGGAGGUAAUAAAAGUGUAGUCAUCAAGUAAUUCUUAGUGGCGGCUGAGUAGAUGUGAGGGCGAAUUGCCCUGUGUUCCUGCAGCAAUCACAAAACCGCUUGGAAACGUUUUCAUAGCCAAACAGUAAGAAUAGUAGUAUAAUUAUAUUAUACUAAGUGUUGGUUAAAUAUUCUUAAUGGCACUAAAUGUCUUAAUAGUUUAAAGACAUUGAG